Messenger RNA from Oreochromis niloticus (Nile tilapia), 8227 nucleotides. It is a transcript of the gene myo1g, whose product is annotated as myosin IG. Gene Ontology annotation, biological process: actin filament organization; actin filament-based movement; endocytosis. NCBI's taxonomy places the organism in Eukaryota, Metazoa, Chordata, Actinopteri, Cichliformes, Cichlidae. The record is from RefSeq and is a predicted model, not a curated record. Bases 4021 to 7053 code for a protein of 1010 amino acids. Gene Ontology annotation, molecular function: actin filament binding; microfilament motor activity; ATP binding. Gene Ontology annotation, cellular component: myosin complex; microvillus; cytoplasm. The transcript has 25 exons.
CUUCCACGGGGCUGUGGAGUAAACAAACCCGGUGUCAUGAAGACAGAGAAGUGAGCAGUAACAGUAAGUUGUGGGUCGUCAGAUCGUCGGUGUGCCGGUUCAGUCUGUUUCUGGUGUUUGUAAUGAAACUAUGAUGAAGUAAUCUCAUGAAUCAGCACGAGCAGUGUUCGUAAAAAAAAGUUUACAGAGGUUUAAAAUCAGAAGUUUUUGCUUUGCAGUGGCUGCACAUCAUACCUGCACAUCUUUUAUUCCAUUUUGCGGGUCAGUAAUGCUAAUCUGCACGUUUUGUGUCUAUGACUGACCUCAAAGCGCUACUUUCACUUUCGAUUAAACUAACUAAACGCGACAGAUCCCGUGCUUUGUCUCUCUGGCACCAGAAAGUAGAAAACAAGUGAGUCUCAAGGUGUUUCCAGCUCCUUCCUGAAGAUGCAUAAGCAGGGAAGCCUGGUUAGGCUGUUGGGGGGUCCAGGUGUUUCACCAGGUGACAAGACAGCUAAAAAACACCAGUUUAUUUCCUCAGAGCUAAACACGGAGGAGGGGAGGUGCUGUGGGUGUGCCCCUCUCACCUGCCCGGACAGGCCGUCAUCAUAGCCCAGGACCAGAGGUUCCUGCUGAGUUUAGCAGACUGAUGUGCUGCAGAUCGAUGAUCAACAGUAUCGUUUAACCGUGAAAAUGUCUGAGAUGGAUUUCCCAGUGGAGGCAACACUACAUUUGAAAGAGUUUCAAGAUGAGAGAGAAGUGAAGAAUAUCUUCAGGUUGCAUGGCUUUGAGAUGCAUGAUGUAGGAGAAGGUCAGGUGCGUGUAAAGGGUCGUUUUUCUAAGCUCAAAGAGGCAAAGGCUGAAUUAGAACAGCUUCCCUUAUCACAAACCAAAAUGUCGCCAUCCUCAUCAUCCUCACCAACCCCAGCUCCAUCCUCUGGAGCCAUUCCCAAAAACUACAGUCGCAGAAAGAAGCCCCCACAUGCUGCUCUAUCUUCCCCCACCUCCUCCUCAUCAUCAGCGCCAGGCCCUUCUGGUAGCCGUCCAGCCUCUCAGGGGUACGCUGCAGCCUCGUCCCCAGACCAGCGUGGUUCCCUCAGGCACAGAGAGGAGACUUUUGUCAUUGAUGCAGAUGUGUUCAAGUAUGCUGACCGGUUCAGGAAAAAAGAAAUGGACAGCAUCCUGAUCAGCCAUGAUGUGAAAAUGAAAGCAAAGGAUUGUGGUGAUAUGGUCAAAAUCACUUUAACGGGGAGGAACUCAAAGACAGCACUGAGUAAAGUGCAGAGCCUUAUGGCUUCUCUCAGCAAUACACUACGCACACAGGAAGUUCCCCUGCAGGACAUGUCUGAUGAUGGCAAAACGCUUUUAACGAAAAUUAAGAAAAAAGGAAACAUCGACGGUUUGGUGCUGGUGUGCGAGAUGGGCGACAGGCUCCAUCUUAUUGGCUCAUCUCGCGAGAGCUUCGAGUUAAAGCAGAGGUUGCUGGAUGGGCGUGACCGGCACGGACGCACGGGGAGAGCCUCAGCUAAAGGCUCCAGGGGAAGGAGCAGCUCCGCUCCACCGACUAAUCGCAAAAGCACAGAAAUAGCUGCCAACCCUGAUACAUCACCCGGUGGAGCCGCAGGUUACUCGCCAUCGAAGCACCGGGAUGGUGAACAGAAAGAUGCCACGACUGGACAGGAAGUUGAUGCUUACCAUAGCCGGCCAAGAGUCCGGUCUCUGUCCCGUGAAAAUAAAGAUGCAAAGAGGGUCAAUGGUAACCCGAAAGAGAGAGAAAGUAAACCUCCACCUCAGAAGUCAUCCAAGUUAAAAAACCUUUUCAGAUUUAACUCCAAUGAGAUAAAGAACACAUUUAAAAAGAUAAAUAGAAAUUUAAAAAAGAAAUGAGAGAGAAUCUCUCUUGGCACAAAAAAGAGCACCGUUGUUCUUCUUGUGUGUGAGUAUUAAAAGGGUCUAAAUGCAUGGUUUUUUUCUUACUGAGUACCUGUGUGGUGUUACACCACUAAUACUGAAACCAGGGUUCAAGCUUGAAAGGAAUAUGUGUUUGCCUUUAAAGGAAAUGCAGCCUAGAUCAGUGGUUAGCUUAGCUUAGCAUAACGACUGGAGAAUGACACUAAACCUCAUCAUGAAACACUUUACAUCUUGUUUAUUUAAUCCAGACAAAAAACAUGUUUUGGGGGGAGAACAUGUCCUAGCCUGGUGCUGUUUCUGCAAAGAAUAAUUUGACAUUUAAAAAAACAAAAGAUUUAUAAUUAAUCUGCAUAUUUUUCAAAAUGUCCGAUUAUUCUUCUGAAAAGAUACAAAAGUUUAUAUUUUAUUUUUGCAGAUGCCACCGGUGUGUCUGACUUUGCUCUGUUCACCUGACAAUACUGAAACAGAGCUAAUCAUCUGAAACCAGAAGUAAUAAAAUGUCUGCAUAAAGCAUGAGACUGUGGACCUCCCCACCAGUAAAAAACCACCCAGGAAAUCAGUUUCCUGUUUAAUAAUUACAUACAACAACAGAGGAGGUAGAGGUGAGCCCUGCCUUCUUCCCCUUUUCUGAGUCUUCUGGUCAAAAUGUAGUCGAUGGAGCCACCCAGUGAUUAGUCAUUUUAAAGAAACAGCUCCAUCCUACCCUUUUUUUUUAAUCUGAAGAGUUUCAAAUCUGACUUUUACUUAGAAUCGACUAAAUGAAUAAAUAGUUUGUGUAGUGUUGUGAACAAGCUUUCAAGACCCAAAGAAAUGUGAAUCAAUGUUCUGUUUAAACAGGAGCUUAAACCAAAGGACGUUUUCUGUUCAUUUUCUGUUUAUGAUUGAACUGUUUUAUUGCUGCUUUUUUACACUCAGACUUGUUAGAUGAUGGUGUAAUCUGUCAGUCGGGUCAGAUCUAAUUAUCCUCUGGUGACCUUUGAAUGAAGUCGAUCAUUUAUGCUGUUCAGACUUUGGGAGAUUUUCCAGAGGUUCAUUUGGAUAAAGUCCAGACUGCUUGAAGAAUGAAGGUUCGUGCCUCAAACCUGUCAAUGUUGGCAGGUACACCACUACCAGUACGCCUAUCUUUAUAAUAUCAGCUGUGUAGAUGUUUCAGUUUAGCUCCGUUGUUUACCUUUAACUUUUUUUAAUAGUUUAAGUGUAAACAUUGACUUAUUUCUGUUUUGUGGUGCAAUAUUCUGAUUUUGAUUCUGACACAACACUCUUUAAAAGUAGAUUUUUUUAACAUUUUAAACACUAAAAAUAAGCUUUACAUAAAAAGGAUUAACGUUAAAGAGGCAGGACAUGGACAUGUGCAGAGGAGGGAUAAUGGAUAUAAUGGACAUGCUUAAUAUGAAGGGGUAAAAGAGGAAGACCAGGAUGUCAUGACGGAGGACAUGCAGAGGGUUGGUGUGACAGGGGGGGAUGCUAAGGGCAGGGUGAGAUGGGGGCAGAUGAUCCACUGUGACCCAUAAAUUGAGCAGCCCAAAGAUAAGACGACAGUGAGACUAACUGAAGAGACCAUGACUCUGUAUUUAAUAGUUAAUGAAUCGUUUUUAUUGUCAACUCAGUUGACUGACAUCUCUUAAUCGUUAUGUUUGAUGGUUGCACCACCAUUGUUUAAUAUUUCACACAUCGGUAUUUGCUCUGGAUCAUAAUGACUCACUGAAAUGCAAAGUAUGUGAAUGUAUAAACCAGUGAAUAAAAAGCAAGCACUGUGCACAUUUUAAGGGCAUGUGAUGUUUAUUAAAUGUGGUACACCUGUGUUUUCCUUCUGGAUCUUUUAGUGACUGUGUGCUCUGUGUUAUUACAUUUUCCCUGUAACACCGAAGUGCAGCGCCUGGUUGGAGUCAGAAAAAGAUGAGAGGAAGCCAGAGCAGGAAGUGAAAACGUCUCUGACGUUGAUCUGACCUGAGAGAGGAAGUAUUGAUGAGGAUCUAAUAGGCUCACUGUAGUAACUGAAAGACCAGCUGAGUGUUUGAGUGGAUUUUGCUGCCAUUUUGUGGUAAAAAAGAUUUAGGAUUGGACACUUAAAGGAAGCUAGAGGAUGCCAAGAGGUAGAUGAACGCCCUGCAGUAGCGAGUUCAAGCAGGGAUGGCGGAGCUGGAAGGCCUGGAGUUUGGGAAGUCAGACUUUGUGCUCCUGGACGAGGUCACGAUGGAGCAGUUUAUGGAAAAUCUGAAGCUGAGGUUUGAGAAGGGCCGAAUCUACACCUACAUCGGAGAAGUGGUCGUCUCCGUUAACCCAUACAGACAGAUGGACAUUUACGGCAAAGAUAACAUUGAAGCGUACCGAGGCCGCGAGCUGUACGAAAACCCUCCUCACCUGUAUGCAGUGUCUGAUGCUGCCUAUAAAGCCAUGAAGAGACGAGCCAAAGACACCUGCAUCGUCAUAUCAGGUGAAAGUGGGGCCGGAAAAACAGAAGCCAGUAAAUACAUCAUGCAGUACAUUGCAGCAAUCACAAACCCAAGCCAGAGGGCAGAGGUCGAGAGUGUGAAGAAUGUGCUGCUGAAGUCCAACUGCGUGUUGGAGGCCUUUGGGAACGCCAAGACAAAUCGCAACGACAACUCCAGCCGCUUCGGCAAGUACAUGGACAUCAACUUCAACUUCAACGGCGAUCCCACCGGAGGACACAUCAACAACUACCUGCUGGAGAAGUCCAGGGUGGUGCAACAGCAAGGAGGUGAGAGGAACUUCCACUCGUUCUAUCAGCUGCUGCGUGGAGGCUCUGAUGAAAUGCUGCAGUCGUUUCACCUGCAGAAUGAUCCUGCUGUUUAUGUUUAUACCAAAGAGGGAGCGGAAACUGCUACCUCCAACAAUGAUCGCUCGAGCCACAAAGCCGUGUUGAGCGCACUGGAAGUUAUUGGCUUCUCAAAAGAGGAGAUCAACUCAGUUUAUCAGAUCCUCGCCACCAUUCUGCUUUUGGGCAAUAUGCAAUUUGAGAGCGAUGGUGAGAGCGUUAAUAUUGUGGGACAAGAAGUUGUGAAUCACAUCUCAGAACUGACGGCCACAGAACCGGACAGUGUCAAUAAGAGCCUCCUGUACCGCACGGUGGCCACUGGAGGAGGCGAGGUCAUUGAGAAGGGGCACACAGAGCAGGAUGCCUGCUUUGGACGGGAUGCUUUUGCCAAGGCUCUCUAUGAAAGGCUUUUCGGCUGGAUCGUCAGCCGCAUCAACAGCAUCAUUGAGGUGAAAGACUACGACCCAGUGCUGCAUGGGAAAAACACUGUAAUUGGUGUGCUGGAUAUCUAUGGCUUUGAGAUCUUUGACAACAACAGCUUUGAGCAGUUCUGCAUCAAUUACUGCAACGAGAAGCUGCAGCAGCUUUUCAUCGAGCUGAUCCUCAGACAGGAACAAGACGAAUAUCAGAGAGAAGGCAUCACCUGGCAACAUAUUGAAUACUUCAACAACCAGAUCAUUGUCGACCUGGUGGAGCAGGCCCACAAAGGCAUCAUCUCCAUUCUGGAUGAGGCUUGCCUCACUGUUGGAAAAGUCACUGACACAGUCUGCUUGGACAGCAUGGACACCAAACUGGCACAGCACCCCCACUACACCUCCCGCAAGCUCAGCCCCACUGACAAAAGCAUGGACUUUCAGAAACACUUCCGUAUUCGCCACUAUGCCGGAGACGUCACAUAUUCCGUUGAGGGCUUUUUGGACAAGAACAAGGACCUGCUUUUCCAAGACUUCAAGCGCCUUAUGUACAACAGUGCCAACCCAGUCCUAAAGGAGAUGUGGCCAGAUGGACAUCUGAGCAUCACAGAGGUCACCAAGCGGCCUUUGACUGCUGCCACCCUGUUCAAGAACUCCAUUGUGGCUUUGGUUGAUAAACUGGCGUGCAAGGAGCCAUACUAUGUGCGAUGUAUAAAGCCCAAUGAAAUGAAGUCACCGGUGUUGUUUGAUGACGCCCGCUGCCAGCACCAGGUGGCCUACCUCGGCCUGCUGGAGAACGUGAGGGUACGCAGGGCGGGCUUUGCCUACAGGCAGCUCUAUGCUCGCUUCCUGCAGAGGUAUAAAAUGACGUGCGAGUACACCUGGCCAAACCACCUGAUGGCGUCAGACAGGGAAGCUGUCGAGGCCAUCGUCAUCCAGCAUGGUUUCCAGGACGACGUAGCAUACGGCCAAACAAAGCUGUUUGUGAGAACGCCGCGGUCUCUCUUCACACUGGAGCAGGAGAGAAACAACCUCAUCCCCAUCCUGGUGACUUUCCUGCAGAAGGUGUGGCGCGGGACUCUAGCUCGUGCAAGGUGCCGGCGGAUGAGGGCCAUCUACGCCAUCAUGGGCUGCUAUAAGCGCUACAAGGUCAAGGCGCACUUCUGGGAGGUGGAGCGGAGGUUUGCUAAUGUGCGAACUAUGGCCGACUAUGGGAAGAGCUUGGAGUGGCCGACGCCGCCUGCAGCACUGUCGCAGUUUCACAGCAUCACAGUCAUGCUGCAUCGCAGGUGGUGGGCGAGGCAGAUCGUGAAAAACAUCCCGCCGUCGGACAUGCUGGAGGUUCGGGCCAAAGUGGCAGCUAUGACGGCUCUGAGCGGAGAGAGAAAAGACUGGGGAGUCAGCCGAGCCUGGGAGAGGGACUACCUGGGAAAUGCCCGAGACUGCCCUCAGACCAGCGCCGGCUUCAUCCGAAUUUCCAAGGAGCUGAAGAACAAAGACGAGUACAGUCAGGUCCUCUUCUCGAGCUUCUGUAGGAAGGUGAACAGGUUCAACAAAAGCACAGACCGAGGCCUGCUCAUCACAGACAAGUACAUCUACAAAUUAGAGCCAAAGAAACAGUAUAAGGUUCUGAAGAAGCUUCCUUUAGACUCAUUUACCGGAGUGAGCGUGACCACCGGGGUCGACCAGAUGGUGGCGUUACACACGUCCUCCCAGGAUGACGUCCUGCUGUGCCUGCAGCGAGGCGAGCUGUGCCCCAACCAGGACAGAGUGGGUGAACUGGUGGGAGCGAUUGUGGACCACUUCACACGGGUGAAAAAAAUCCAGUUUCCUGUGAAGGUUUGCCGCUCAGGUCUGGAGAUUCACAUGCGAGGCAAGCCCAAGAACAUCUCGGUGGAAUCCAAAGCCGGUCAAACCAUCGCCGAUUUCAAGAAGAGUAAAGACGGUUUCAUCCUGCUGGUCCCCGCUAACUAACAGUCCCCCAGUCAAACCAUUAACAGCUACACCUCAUCAAUAUCUAAGGAGAAAAUAUCAGCCACAGACAACCCAGCUGGACUUUAGCAGGAGUUUCUUUUAAUACAUAUAAACAAUUUUGCAGUAUAUGAGGAUUUUGAAGUAGUAAUCUCAGCAGAUUUUCUGGGAGAAUCUGCUUUCUUAAGCGCGCAGAGGAAACUGAAAGCUGAAAUACUUUUAUAUUCAUUUAUAACACAUUUAUAUGUAUCGUACUGUUUAUGCUUUUUUGUAUUUUUAUGCAAUAUAAAGAUGUUUUUUUAAGAUAUGAUUGAAAAAACAGAAACAAAAAGCACUUUUUAUGAUGAUAAAUAUGGACAUGUUUUUGUGUUGUAACACACCGCUGCCUGCAGACUGAGAUAAUUAUGUCAGAAGUAAUAAAAGGGGGGAAGAAAAAAAGACAGCGAGGGAAAAUUAAUUAUUCAACAUUUACUUAAGUUCUCUGUAUGUUAAUGUUUCUCUAAUGUUUUGCCACAUGAACAGAAUGAAUGUCGACUUUAUGCAGUAAUUAAAACCCAUUAAAAUGUUCAGCCUUAAGUGGCUUUAAGGCUUCCCUGCACAAAUAUACUGAACAUACAGAAUCAGUAAGGACGCUUCUAUCCGUCCUCUGAGCGGCAGCUAUGAGCCCGACGUCCACAGAAAACUGGACCCUGUGACGCAGGAGCUGCUUCCUCUCUCGUCCCCUUUCCUGAUAGUUAGACUGAUAAACACAAACCAGCACUGGAGAGGUAAUUUAAACGAUUUCUGAGGAAUGAGACUGAACGUUCCUUGUUUAUUUAUUGUGCUAUCCGGUUGUGCAGAUAUGUUUCUUUUAUUGUGAAAAAACUCACCAUGAAACCUGCUUUUAUACAAACCUCUUCUAUUGGAGUCUUUUACAGAACUUUAAAUAAAGUACGACAUUAAAUAAAGUGUAAAUUUGUCGUCUCAGGAGAAGCCGCACUAAACUGAAGUCCAGCUUGUUUAUCAUGGUUAAAGCUAACAAAUCAUAGAAGGAAAAACUUGCAAGAAACGUGUGAUUAAGUUGAACCUUGUGUGUUUCUAAUUACAGUGCAGUUGAAAGUCGUGCUACCUUUGCACUGUUCACGUUUUAAGAUUUGUAGAAACAAUAAUUGUGACAAUAAAUGUUUUUUUACAUUUA